Messenger RNA from Medioppia subpectinata, 291 nucleotides. The record is from the annotation of a GenBank genome assembly. NCBI's taxonomy places the organism in Eukaryota, Metazoa, Arthropoda, Arachnida, Sarcoptiformes, Oppiidae.
AUGAGAAGUUUAAAUACAAUAUCGUCGACAAACACAUUAGACGAUAAGUCCGAUGCCAUCACAAUAUGGCCACAAACGGACACAAAACAGUCACUGCCGGAGAUCGAUGGCGAGUGCGGUAUUAAAAAGCGGUCAAAACUGGCCCGAGUUGUGGGCGGACACAACUCCACAUUCGGUUCGUGGCCGUGGAUGGUAUCGAUCCGGAGGUUGUCCUUCUUCAAGACGUCCAGUACUCACAAAUGCGGCGGCGCUUUACUCAACCACCGAUGGGUGGCCACCGCUGGCCAUUGC